Messenger RNA from Macrobrachium nipponense, 1752 nucleotides. RefSeq lists its product as uncharacterized. The transcript has a single exon. The coding region runs from base 1 to 1752 and encodes 583 amino acids. The record is from RefSeq and is a predicted model, not a curated record. NCBI's taxonomy places the organism in Eukaryota, Metazoa, Arthropoda, Malacostraca, Decapoda, Palaemonidae.
AUGAUUGUGAGCAGUAAGAGAUGUUUCUUUUGUCUUAGAGCCAACCAUAACGCAAUCAAUUGUACAUGCCCGGAUAAGAAACGCUGUGUAGAUUGCCAACUUUAUCAUCAUCGAUUUGUAGCCUGCCCACCUUAUGGAAAUAAAGUACAGCCAAGGACUUUUUCUGGGUUGGAAAGUUCACGGGCGGGAGGUACUUCUACUUUGAACGCGAAUCUAACUCUGUCGGGAAGUGCUUCUGAGUGCAACAUUGGUCGUGCACGGGAGGUUGCUUCAGAUGCAGAUGCAACAUUCAACACAGUAGGGACCCUGAACUCAAGCCAGGAAGGAAAAAUUCAUCGACGCUACUCCCCUACAACGUAUGUAGAACUGCAAGAUGUUGAGAAAAAAUGGCAUCGCGUGGUUGCAUUUAUUGAUACAGGUGCAGAUACAACAUCGCUUAAGUUAUCCACAGCCAAGCAUUUUGGCUUGCAAGGUGAACCAUUCAAGUUUCGAUAUGGAGUAGCUGGAGGAGGCAUUGCUGAAGAAAGCAGUGCCAAGUUUUCUAUCCAAAUUAGACCAAUGAAUGGAAUUAAGUCAUACAAUGUAAUUGCAAUUGGAAUUGAGAAACCAGCCCAUAACAGUCCUGCAGUUGGAGGGGAUAUUUUUGAUGAGUAUCCUCAUCUGAACGCUGCCAAGGGAACGUUACCCACAGAUGAAGCAGAAAUUGAUAUCAUCAUUGGUUAUGACUAUUAUUUCCUUACAAUGCCAGUUGAGAGCGUAAAAGACUCUGUGUCUCCUGAAUCGUCUCCAGUUGCCAUCAGAAGUACCUUGGGGUGGACCGUUUUUGGAGGGAAUAUUCCAAAACCCAAACCACAUGCUGCAUCCAGGGUCCAGUUUUUGAGUCAUUUGGAGGAUUUGCAGAAAUUAUAUACAUCUGAUGUUGUUGGUGUCAAACCAACAACAUUGUGUGUUUGCUCAGAUAAGGAAAUAGCAGAGUCUCAGUUCAUAAAACAUUGUCGAAAUAAGCUUUGCAUUAAUGAGGAUGGUCGCAUGACUGUGGAAAUGCCUGGGAAGCCCGGUUUCCCUGAAGCAUUGGAGUGUAACAAGCCUCAAGCAGAAAUAAGACUUAUGAGCCAAGAAAAAAGAUUAAUUAAGAAUGGAACCUUUGAUGAAUAUAGCGAAGAAAUCCAGAAAUUAAUUGACAGUUGCUUUGUCAGAGAAUUAUAUCCAGAGGAAUCCAGAGAAGAGGGAUGGUACUUACAACAUCAUGCUGUAUAUCAGCUACACAAAUCAACAAAGGUUCGCAUCGUAUGGAAUUCUGCUGCCAAGUUCAAUGGCUUGUGUUUGAAUGAUGGAUUUUACAAAGGUCCAGAUUUCUUGAACUCUCUUCUGUAUUGCCUUCUUCACUGGAGAAUGAAAAGCAUAGGAAUUGCAGGCGAUGUUCAAAAAAUGUUUAAUCAAAUACUUAUGGCUGAAAAGGAUCAGAGAUAUCACCGGUUUGUAUGGCGUUUUGAUUUAUCUUCUCCAAUUCGUCACUGGCAGUGGCUGCGCCUUCCUUUUGGGGAUAAACCAGCACCAGACAUAGCUAUGAUGGCUGUACGCACUUUGGCAGAUACAUUCAAGGAGGAGGAACCUAUUGGAGCACAGUUAAUUAACUGUCGCAUGUACAUGGAUGAUGUGAUUGAAUCAUUUGAUAAGAGUGAAUUAGCUAUUGCGGCCAUGGAUCAGGUGGAUCGGAUAUUAGGAAAGGGCUCCUUCAGAAUAAAAGAAUAG